AUGGUAGUGGCAUCUGGAACAAAUGCCUUUGCCAAGGAAAUGGCCAUCAGAAAACGAAUUUCCGGCAUUUAUAACAAAAGAGAGGAAGAUUUCCAUUCUUUAAGGGAAUACAAUGACUACUUGGAGGAAGUUGAGGACAUGAUAGUUAAUUUGGUCGAUGGAGUAGAUGUUCCUGCUAUUGAAGCAAGAAUCACCGAGUACCAGAGAGAAAAUGCAGAGCAGAUCAUGAAUGCUCAAGCCCGCAAGGCUGAAGAAUACGCAGCUGCUUUGGCAGCAAGCAAGGGUCAACUUCCGCAGACGGGUGUUGAUAUUCUGCAGUCGUCAAGCUCCCAAGCAGGGCCGAGUGGUGUUGCUCAAGGCCAAUACGCGCCAGCUGUUGCUGGCGGAAUCACACAGCCCCGUCCCGUGGGCCCUCAGCCAGUCCCUCUUGGGCCUGGACUCGACGCAUUGGGCCUUGAGUAUGAAGAUGAAGAGGCCAUGAAACUCCGGGCUGAAAAGGCUGCCAGAGCAGGCGGGUGGAGUUUGGAGAUGAGCAAAAAACGGGCGCUUGAUGAAGCUUUUGCUAGCAUUUGGAUAUGA
Molecule: messenger RNA, 579 nt
Organism: Striga hermonthica
Lineage: Eukaryota; Viridiplantae; Streptophyta; Magnoliopsida; Lamiales; Orobanchaceae
Source: the annotation of a GenBank genome assembly